AUGGGGCGAAGGCCCGUGCUCCUGGCAAUCCUCAUCCACAAGUACCUUGUUGCAGGUGCCGGCAAUGUGGGCUGCACAACGAUAACGGGUUCAAGUGGGCCCCGCUACAGGUGGGCAAUGCAGAACCCGUCUUUGGUCGCGCCUGUCUUCCUGGAUUAUGAAAUCCAUGAGUACAAAAGUCCAUUGAUGGCAUCCUUGAAUGAUGGCGCGUUGGUGAUUUCUGCCCCGGUGGAUAUGACGGCUAAUUUCAAUUUCAGCGAUGGCACCAAUGAUCCGCAGAAGUACUUGCUGCAGAGCAUCCAGUUGCGAAAGCCUGCCAUGGUUGCAGAAGGAACCAAGCAGGAGCUGAGUCACGAGUUGGAGGUAGUUCUGGUGCAUCGCGAGGUGACAGGGACAGGCUACUUUGCCAAUGUGAUCGUUCCUGUGGAAGUCAGUGCUGAGCCAGGACUUGAUCUUUUGGCCCCGCUGGUAAACCAAGCAGAGUUGCCUACCCAGGUUGGCGAGACUCAGCCAGUGCUCGUUUCAAAUUUGCUGCCCUUGAAGCUGGAGCACGUCUACCAGGGAGUGUCCUUCCAACAUUUCUGGGGUCAAAUUGCAACUUCCUGCAAUCAGACUAUGGCUGGCUCUCGGAUUUUGAUGCGAAACGCUACCAUGGCCACAUCCAAGCCGAUCCUGCAAAAAAUUCUGACGUCCCUCGAGUGGACACCCAGCGUGGUUCCUGUCAUCCCGCCCUCUCAAACAUGGAUGGUGCAGCCAUGCCCGCGAGGAGGCACUUGUACCAUUCCUGCAGCCACGAACCUGACAUCACAGCUGUCCGAAGCAACGCUGGUACUCCAGCAAGAUACCACGAAGCUGGAAGCAGCCAAGCAGGCAAUGGAUGCAUCGCUUGUGGCAUUGACAUCAAACACAUCCAACGUGAGUAAUGAUGCCUACAAUCAAGCCAAACGGCACAGAGACGACCUUCGAAAUGCGGAAGCUGCAGUGGAUGGCGCUACCCGCACCGUUGAAACCUUGCAGACCCAGAUCAGCAGCGCAAAGUCCGCAGUCUGGGAUUCAGAUGCGCCUGCCCAGGCAAACCAAGCAUCGACCACCAGCACUGCAAGCCUGGUGACAAACACGACCACCACAACCAGUGUCAGCCCAGCAGUUGCGGCUACUCCGAGUUUUCUGGAGAGCAAGUCACAAGCUUGCAGUACAGACAAUGUGGCCGCUCCCUUGGAGGUUGAACUGAACCAGGUGGAGCAUGUGGAUGCAGCGACUUCGGGAGCUUCAGAAGCUCUUUUGUUUUGGCGGCUUUCCUCCACACCCCUUCGCCCUGCAGAAGCGGCUGCAGCCGAGACGUCAGCCGAAGCGCCACGCCUACGUGUCGCAAAUUUGGGUGACAGACUCCGAAUUUCAGCUGCCAAGCCGAUCAUGGUGUUGCUAGUUCACGGAAAGGAGUUGCCAAUCAGUUUUGCUGACAUCAGCAUUCCCGGUGAGCAUAGUCUCUCUGGUCGCCGGGCAGACGCCGAGAUUCAGCUAGUGCAUCUUCCGGCAGAUCCUGCGCAAUCUUUGGCAGUGGCGUUGCUGCUAGAUGCUGGUGAUGGCGACAAUGUUUGGCUGCAACAUGUCACUGCUCUUCCUCGGGCUGGAGAGAUUGCGGAAGUUCAGGGAUCUGAUCCAAUGUUGAUGCACCCUGCUUUCUCGCGGGGCGUUGCCGGACAUUACUAUCGCUACAAUGGUCGUUUGCUCAAAUCUCAGUGUGCGCGAGUAAGGUGGCAUGUGUUGGAGGAGCGUGGCCACAUCAGCAGUCAGCAGCUGCUGGCCCUGAGAGAAGUGCUACGGCCGCCAGCGUCCGCCAACAGCUUUUCCGAUCCAUCGGCUCUCCUUCCGAUCGUUCUACCGCGCCACAGUAAAGUCUCCUUGGCCUCUGUGCGGCAGGUCACUCAAACGCUUCCCGUGGCUUCUGUUACAGAUAGCAACCGGGAGCCGCCUGAGCCGCCAGCUCCACACUUAAAAUCCUUAUUGCUAUCCCUUCCACGACGGAAGCGUGGGACAGAGCUGUCCCCCUGA
This is a messenger RNA of Symbiodinium pilosum, 2052 nucleotides long. The record is from the annotation of a GenBank genome assembly. NCBI's taxonomy places the organism in Eukaryota, Dinophyceae, Suessiales, Symbiodiniaceae.